Galleria mellonella (greater wax moth) is the source of this 4730-nucleotide messenger RNA. RefSeq names its product LIM domain-containing protein jub (gene jub). The coding region runs from base 345 to 2492 and encodes 715 amino acids. Lineage: Eukaryota; Metazoa; Arthropoda; Insecta; Lepidoptera; Pyralidae. The transcript is spliced from 6 exons. Gene Ontology annotation, biological process: negative regulation of hippo signaling; cytoskeleton organization; regulation of DNA-templated transcription. Gene Ontology annotation, cellular component: transcription regulator complex; P-body; adherens junction. The record is from RefSeq and is a predicted model, not a curated record. Gene Ontology annotation, molecular function: transcription corepressor activity.
AUCUAUAUCAGACGACUCUUCCAUCGUACACUUUAAAGUUUCUUGAAAUAUUGUUUUUUUUUUCUAAUAUUCUUUCCUUAAAAAAAAGUGGUCAUUAUUUUCUAAGAUUUCUAUUUCUGUUGAUAUUAUUAUUAAUAAUAUUAUUUGUCGCUAUCUGUAUUGUAAGACUCUUGUUUUUCUAAUUACAUUACAUCAUUAGCGCGAUGUUUUGUUUGGAGAUAUUCGAAUCUGGUCAAGUUCAAUUGAUUUAGGCUAUGAUUCAUAGUAUACCUAUGUUUAUUUUGUUAAUUUUAUAAAUUUAUCUUGCUAUAGUUUUCAUAAUAUUAUUUAUAAAUUCUAAGAAUAUGGAAUCUUCGCGAAGAAAUAAUUCUGAAGAACAACGGUGUAUAUUAGGACUCCAAGAUUUGAAAUUAUCAAACAAAGAUGAGGAUGGCACUGAGCAAGCGCACGGUGGUGCAAGUUCUAACUCGAGUACACUCGCCAAAAACCGCCCGGUCGGCGCAAUAGAGAGUUUUGUAUUGGACAACACCCAGAACAGUCGUCAAGAUUAUAGUUUUUACGAGAGAUCAAAUGUUAUAGCGGCAUCAAAAUUUGCGACCCCUAAACGAGUGGAAACAAUUGCAUCGAUAAAUAAACAUGAUAUAAAUACUGCAGCGUUGCCCGCUAGCCCUACGCGUUCUAUCGAUUCAUUAUCGCAAAGGUCACUGAGUUAUCAAACAGAAGACUUGUAUGAGAUUCCUGCAAAUCCAAACGCUCAAUAUCCGCCGCCAGUGUAUGAAAAUAUUGAUUAUUAUAGUGAUCAAAGGUCAACACAGGCAGCAUUUUAUCACCAAUUGUACCAGCACGGACAGGCGCCUACCGUUUCCGACGGGUACUACGAUACGCGUUAUAGCAAGGCCCAGCCCCAAGUACCUGUUAACGCCAAACCUAAAAUAACACCAUCUGUUUACGAAAAUAUGCUUUGUAGUGAUAGUAAUGAAAAGAAAAGUGAAUAUAAACCUACUCAGAUUCAAGACCAACAUUAUAUACAGCAAGGAUCUAUUCCUGGGCCACAGGUGGCCAACAGUAACUUAAACAAAACUGUGUCACAAAUGAAGAAUGAAAGAGUAGGAAAAAUAGACAAAGGUCCACCACCACCACCAUAUAGUUCAUCGCAGGAUAAUCCAAGUAGUGACUAUACAGUGAUGAAAUCAGCACCACCUAAAUACACUGAUGUUACUGCUCUUUUAAAGAGUAAUUCUACUGUCAGUUUUGACGACAAAGUUGUUACAAUUCCAUCCACAGCUAUUUAUGCUUCAAUUGCGCCGAGUGCUCAAAGACCUAAAGCCAACAUUGCUACUGAGGUCCAGACUGCUACAGCAAGCCCUAAAUUUUUCCACCACAAACCAAAUAUUGCAAAUACUCUUGGUAAAGAGAAACCUGCUUUAGCCAAUGGUGGAUAUACAGCAAAGCCAACUGUCGUUAAUAGAAUGCAGAUAGUUGAUGAUAUAAAUGGGUCAGAUUAUGUGUGUAUGACAGGAGGUCAGUCCCCUGCAGCUGUAGCAGCCAGUAAGGAUAAUGUAUCAAUAGCAUCAGAAUCUGUUGGCUCGCGAAACUUAGUGUCCGGGAUGACAUCUUUGUGUUCCCCAGCACAGUCACCAGCUCCAAGUCCUACUCCAAGUUCCGUUUCACAGUUAUCAGGUGGCUCUAGAGGUUCAGGGGGGAGAGGCAAAAGUUUAUUACCAUACAGCAUUACUCCACCACGUCCACCUGGACCCAGUGAAGCUCAGCGUAAAAUUGAAGAGUUAACUAGACAAUUAGAGGAGGAAAUGGAAAGACAAGAUGAAGAAGGUGAAUAUUUUGGUAUAUGUCACACAUGUGGCGCUGGUGUCACUGGUGCAGGGCAGGCAUGUCAGGCUAUGGGCAACCUGUAUCAUACCAAUUGCUUCAUUUGCUGCUCUUGCGGGCGGGCACUCCGUGGCAAGGCAUUCUAUAAUGUACAUGGCAAAGUGUAUUGUGAAGAGGAUUACUUGUAUUCAGGAUUUCAACAAACUGCAGAGAAGUGUGCAAUUUGUGGGCAUUUGAUAAUGGAAAUGAUCUUGCAAGCAAUGGGUAAAUCAUAUCACCCAGGCUGUUUCCGAUGCUGUGUCUGCAAUGAAUGUUUGGAUGGUGUGCCAUUUACUGUGGAUGUUGAUAACAAGAUUUACUGUGUUAAUGACUAUCAUCGCAUGUUUGCGCCUAAAUGUGCAAGUUGCGGAAAAGGUAUAACACCAGUUGAGGGAACAGAUGAGACAGUGAGAGUGGUGUCAAUGGACCGAGACUUCCACGUCGACUGCUACAUGUGUUGUGUGUGUGGUAUGCAACUGACUGACGAGCCUGACAAACGUUGCUAUCCAUUAGCCGGUCGGCUGAUGUGCCGUUCUUGCCACCUGUCCACCAUCGGAGCUACCUCAGGACCUGGCCAUCCACCUGCUCCGCAUCUGUCUCCGGCAUCCUAUCAGUACAUGGGUUAAUUGCUUGGUUUUACAAUUGCAGUUCUUCUUUUGUAAUGAAGCUUGCUCAAAGUUGGUUAUUAAUACAGUUAAAUAAUUUACUAAGAGGUUAAUUAUACUUGUAAUCUAUUUUAUCAUUGUUAAUAAAAUUGGAAUUAUGGAUAAGGAGCACACUCCAAAAUUUGGUUGAAACAUCCAAAUAUUUUAAGUCUUUUUCAUUAAUGACUAAUGUGAAAAAAGGCCUACUAAUAAUACGAUAUUCCUAUUAUAUUAGUGCUAAAUGACGAUAUGAAACCUAAUAAAAUUUGACAAAAAAGACACUAUAAGACUGGCUUUUUGUGACGUUUGUUUGUAUUUGUCCAUUAAAUAAAUGCCUUUAUGAUUUUCUGACCUGAAUGUGGUUGAAAAUCUACUAUAAAAAUAUUCUUUUUAAUUAUAAUGUCCUGCAACAAUAUUUUUAUUAGAAAUCAUCUUGGGUGUGGUCUAUUUUGGCAGCAAUUGACAAUAAUAAAAAAAUAAUGUAUUGGGCACUUGUUCUAUUUUGGUGCAACAAUUUUAAAAUAUAAGAUUUUUUUUGUAUGCAAUUUUGUGUAUUUUUUAAAUAUGGCUUUAUACGAUAAGUUAAUAUGGUCCAAAUAAAUGUAAAUUAUAAAAUUUUAGUUAAGAUCAAUCAAUGCCAGUGGGGUUACUCUUGAAAUAAAUUCCAAUAAAUCAAUAUUGAAAUUGUGACGUUGCAUACUUUUUAAUUGCAAUAUUAGCGACAUAAUAGUUCCAUACUGUUCAUCAUAAUAGAUGUAUGUUAGUGUAGCUUGUCAUUGCAAACUAUUGCAAACCGAUCCCAUUUAUAACCUAAUUCCUAACUGUUUCAUGAGUGCAGUAUAAAAUUGUCAUUGGCAAUAGAUUGGAUUGAAUAAAAGAUAAAGAUAUUGAUAUUAGAUUUAAGAGUAAACCUGCAGAUCAAAUUAUAUAAGGUUUACUGCAUUGUAACUUUGUGUGUCAAUUUAGGCCGUAAAUUUGGCUCUAUAGUGUCUAAUUUACUUUAGCAAUUCUAAAUUAAUAUAUUAUCAUUUAAAAUUUUAAUGAACCAAAAACAUUACAGAUUUCAUAUUCAAAAGGAAUAUAGUGGGAUGGAAUUUCAUAUUAAUAAUAAAUAUAUUUUGUGAUAUCAGUUAAGUGACAUAUUUCAGUUUCAUAUAUAUUAAUAUACGAGUACUAUCAUCAUAUAAGUUAAAAAGAUCGUCAUCUGAAUACCUAAAUAUACAAAUAUUGCAUACAUUAGAAUUCAACGACUGGCGGCUCAAAAGAUUGUUUCUAUAUUGACAGUACUUUUAAAAAAUUAUCAGUAUUUGUACAGAUUAUAAUAUAAUGUUGUUUUACAUUUAUAUUUGUAAAACAUUGUAGUGGUAAGUACAGACAGUUUAAAGAUAUUUUAAAUUAACAGAAAUAAGUAGCAUAUUAAAUAUCCCGUAAUUAAAUGAUAAGCUCCAUGUAGAAUUUGUAAGAGUUAAUAAAUAUUAUUUAAUUAGAAUAUAGACAUAUCUACUUGUAUAUUCAUACAAGUACAACUUGUGUUAUUAUACAAGUAGUUACAUAUACUACAACAUAGUAUGUUAAAUAAUAUUGAUUGUGACUUGAAGACAGUAGUAUAAUUUGCCUAAAAUUUUGUGAUAUCAUUAGAUUAAUUUCUUUGCUGCUUCAUUUGAAUGGGAUUUAGAGGAAUAUAAACAAGAUAAUGCCAGUUUCAAUAAUUUGCCAUAUAAUUCACCAUUUGUCUUUCUUAAAACAUGUUGUUAUAAAGUAAUUUACAUUUUUAAGAAUUCCUUAGGAUUUAUGAUAGAAUCUUGUUGUUACGGUACAAAAAAAGUUUAUCUUAAUGAUUGUUAUGGUCAUAAGAUAAAAUUUGGGAUGCAUUUACUAAUUAUACAUAAUAAUGGACACUGGACAUGGCAGCACACCUGGUAAUUAAACUAUGAUACUAUUGUGAUAUUCCAUCUGAUUUGAUAUUUAGUGUUAUUUAUUAGAAUUUUUUAUUAAUUGUAAUUGUCACAGAACUAAAGUUAGGUUCAAUGGAGCAACACCAAACAUUCCAGUUAUGUGCUGUCCUGUUGUGUACUUAAUGUAAUUAUUAUAUUAAGAUUUUUUAUAUCUGUAAAUUUUGAAUAUGUGAUUAUUUGUAUGUUUAGAUGCUUUAAAGACAAUUUUGUUAGGAAUAUUUUCUUUUUAUAAAUAUUUAAACAAUAAACUAUUCUAAAAAUUCUA